Molecule: messenger RNA, 1350 nt
Organism: Liolophura sinensis
Lineage: Eukaryota; Metazoa; Mollusca; Polyplacophora; Chitonida; Chitonidae
Exons: 1
Coding region: 1-1350 (449 amino acids)
Source: RefSeq, a predicted model, not a curated record
AUGGGCAAUGGUCUUUAUGGGCGAGCUGAACGACACACAAACAAUCGUCUUGAUGGGCGAGCUGGGCGACACGUGAACAAUCGCCUUGAUGGGCGAGCUAGGCGACACAUGAACAAAUGUGUUGAUGUAAGAGCUGAGCGACACAUGAGCAAUCGCCUUGAUGGGCGAGCUGAGGGACACAUGAACAAUCGCCUUGAUGGGCGAGCUGAACGACACAUGAACAAUCGUCUUGAUGGGCGAGCUGAACGACACAUGAACAAUCGUCUUGAUGGGCGAGCUGAGCGACACAUGAACAAGUGUCUUGAUGUAAGAGCUGAGAGACAUAUGAACAAUGGUCUUGAUGGGCGAGCUGAGCGACACAUGAACAAUGGUAUUGAUGAGCGUGCUGAACGAGACAUGAAGAAUCGUCUUGAUGGGCGAGCUGAGCGACACAUGCACAAACGUCUUGAUGUAAGGGCUGUGGGACACGUGCACAAAUGUCUUGAUGUAAGAGCUGAGCGACACAUGGACAAUGGACUUGAUGAGCGAGCUGAGCGACACAUGCACAAAUGUCUUGAUGUAAGAGCUGAGGGACACGUGCACAAAUGUCUUGAUGUAAGAGCUGAGGGACACAUGCACAAACGUCUUGAUGUAAGAGCUGAGGGACACAUGCACAAACGUCUUGAUGUAAGAGAUGAGGGACACAUAAACAAGUGUCUUGAUGAGCGAGCUGAGCGACACAUGCACAAACGUCUUGAUGUAAGGGCUGUGGGACACGUGCACAAAUGUCUUGAUGUAAGAGCUGAGCGACACAUGGACAAUGGACUUGAUGAGCGAGCUGAGCGACACAUGCACAAAUGUCUUGAUGUAAGAGCUGAGGGACACGUGCACAAACGUCUUGAUGUAAGAGCUGAGGGACACGUGCACAAAUGUCUUGAUGUAAGAGCUGAGGGACACAUGCACAAAUGUCUUGAUGUAAGAGCUGAGGGACACAUGCACAAACGUCUUGAUGUAAGAGCUGAGGGACACAUAAACAAGUGUCUUGAUGAGCGAGCUGAGCGACACAUGCACAAAUGUCUUGAUGUAAAAUCUGAGGGACACGUGCACAAAUGUCUUGAUGUAAGAGCUGAGGGACAUAUGAACAAUGGUCUUGAUGUAAGAGCUGAGCGACACAUGAACAAUGGUAUUGAUGAGCGAGCUGAACGACACAUGCACAAACGUCUUGAUGGGCGAGCUGAGGGAUACAUAGACAAGUGUCUUGAUGAGCGAGCUGAGCGACACAUGAACAGUCGUCUUGAUGUAAGAGCUGUGACAAAUCUUCUGGAAAAACAAACACUGCAGAUAUGUUUUGAAGGAAGGCGACAGCAGUGA